AUGACACGAUCCAUGGCAAGUAUGGUGGACGGCCAGACGAUUGCGCUGUCCCACACCCGCGACCCUGCUGAGAUCCCCUUCGCUGAGCAUGGCGCCGAGUACGUGUGCGAGUCCACGGGAGUGUUCCUGACCACUGAGAAGGUUCAGGGUCACUUGAAGACUGGCGCCAAGAAGGUGAUCUUCUCCGCCCCUGCCAAGGAUGACUCGCACACCAUUGUGAUGGGCGUGAACCAGGACACCUAUGACCCCUCCAUGGAGUGCGUGUCCUGUGCCUCCUGCACCACUAACGGCCUGGCACCAGCAGUGCGGGUGCUGAAUGAGAAGUGGGGCAUCAAGCGAGGCCUCAUGACCACCUGCCACGCCAUGACUGCCUCCCAGCCAACUGUGGACGGCACCUCCAAGAAGGACUGGCGCGGUGGCCGCGCGGGCCCUGGCAACAUCAGUGGUGACCGCGCAGCAUGUGCAGCACGCAUCACAGCAUGUUCUGGUGUAGCGGCCGGCGCCUGA
Messenger RNA from Effrenium voratum, 507 nucleotides. The record is from the annotation of a GenBank genome assembly. Lineage: Eukaryota; Dinophyceae; Suessiales; Symbiodiniaceae.